Molecule: messenger RNA, 1104 nt
Organism: Musca domestica (house fly)
Lineage: Eukaryota; Metazoa; Arthropoda; Insecta; Diptera; Muscidae
Product: epidermal growth factor-like protein
Exons: 3
Coding region: 43-657 (204 amino acids)
Source: RefSeq, a predicted model, not a curated record
UGUUAUCUUUAUGGGCCAUAAGUACAUUGUUACACACUGAGGAUGAUUAUUAGAUGGAUUGUAAUACUCACCACCACCACCCUGCUCUUGAAGUUCUCAGACAGUAUAGCCUACGAACUCAAUGAUCCGCCGCCACCGUGCUCGGCUUAUGAAAUGUUAAUUGUAAAUACCAAACAAUGUGUUUCACGUUGUCCCAUUCGCUGUAUCGAUGACAACUGUUUCGAGGAUGGUGAAUGUCCGUGUGAAAAUUCAUAUAUGACAUCGUUUGAAAAUGGUCUGAUAUGUGCCCAGCAAUGUUUACCAGGGUGUAUAGAGGCAGGAGGUUAUUGUGCUGGGCCAGAUAUAUGUGUGUGCAAGCAUAAAGGUUCCGCAUUUGAUCCGGUGACAAGAAAGUGUUGGAAGCACUCCAUUUUCAGAGACAAAUGUCAAGGGCGUUGUCUUUACGGCCAUUGUAAUCACGAGGGAAUUUGCACCUGUGCCCAGGGGUUCAGAUCAACAAAUAAUAUUUUUGGCCAACUAUGUGAACCUGUUUGUAAACAAAAGUGUGGACCUCGUGGCUAUUGUUUUUUACCCAACAUGUGUGCCUGUCGUAAAAAACACGAACACUAUGGACCAAAUGGUUUAUGUUAUCACGACGAUGUUGACUAUAUAUUUUAAAGAACUGAAUUUCCCUUAAUAAUAUUUGGAAAGAAUACAUAUAGCUUUUAAAUCAUAAAAUGCUCGGAUGAUACUUUAAGCAAACAGAAAUCUACACUUGCCGCCAAAUUAAGAGCGUUUUUAGGCAUUCUUAUACAAAUAAAGUAAUUAUAGUACAAAUAUAAUUUAAUUUUUAAAUUGAUGAUGCAGAACCACACGCAUAAUGAAUAAUGUACACAUCCAUGUUUAUCUACCUAUAUUUAUUCUAUUUAUUAUCAAUUGUAUUUUGCUGUGCAAAUUCAAACAUAUCAAAAUACGUUUAAGUGACAUUUUUCAUAAGCUUUUUUCUAACUGCGAAAAUUUGUGUGCUUACAGUUAUCAGACAUAUUUUGAUUUUAAGAUAUGUUCUGAGUAGUAAGAAUAAAUCUGAUUUCAUUUCAUUUGUUUCAUUCAAUUCAAUAUAAAAAA